AUGAAACUGUUUGUUGCUGUACAUUUGAGUGUGUCUUUCCUUUGCCUAUGGAACGUGGAGUCUAAAGAAGUUUCCAACAAGAAAUUAUUGCUAAAAGAAUCUCUUAAAGAACUACUAAAUGCUGACAAUGUCUCCACAGAUGCUAGAUCAACAUUGAAAUUAGCUGAGGGGUUAAUCCAUCAAGUAGAAGAUCAUGAACAUGAUGAUUUGCUUGAAUUCUUUGGUUUUAUUUCCAAGUAAGUCCUGAUCAAUCGCAGCAAAGGGUGAUUUAGAUUCAAUCGGCGUUAUGCGGAUUCUAAGGAGGUGGAAUCAAGAUUCAGAAUCAUCCAGGAGAGUCUGAGGACCAUUUCGAAACUUCGUAAAGCAAGUCCAAGCGCUGAAUUCGGCCUAACGGCGAGGAGUGAUCUCUCCAAAGCAGAACAUUCAACAUGUGCGAGGUUCAGCAAGAUGAAUAGCAAGGAGUUCAGCCGUAAGUAAUCAAAACUUUUUUAUGUUGACUUUUUCAGACGCCCUUCCAAACUUCGCUGUUGGUGAAGCUCCGAGCACAUUCGACUGGCGAGAUCAUAACGGUGUUACCAGCGUCAAAGACCAAGACCAGUGUGGAAGUUGCUUUGCUUUCGCCGCAACAGCCGCAAUUGAGAGUCAGUGGUUGGUGCACCGAAACAAAAGCCUAGAUCUGAGCGAGGAGCAAAUUCUUCAAUGCACUUACAACGUUUCGGGGUACGAUGCCAUGGGUUGUGACGGAGGAGAUCCCGCUGGUGUACUGAGAUAUGUUCGAGAUCACGGAGUGACCGACGAGGCCCACUCUCCAUACAACAUAUCCGCAGAGAUGGGGCAUUGCAAUAGAAAGGUACCAAUUGUUGCCAACAUUAGCCACAUUGUUACUCUUUCAAAUUACGACGAAGAUCAAUUGCGCGACAUUAUCUACAAUGUGGGGCCGGUUGUUGUUGGUAAGAGAGUUGUUUUGAAUGACGAUGUCAUAUAUAGUAUACAUCUUUGCCACUCAAGACACUCAUUUCAGGGGCUGACGCAACCUUUUUAAUAAACUAUCAUAGAGGAGUUAUUAGCUUGCAAUCCGACGAGUGGAAUGUAGAUCAUGCAGUGGUCAUCGUGGGUUAUGGAGAAGAGGGCAGCUUCAAAUAUUGGGUCCUCAAGAACUCCUGGGCCGAAACAUGGGGCGAGAAAGGAUACUUCCGCGUCGAAAGAGGCCUCAAUGUACUCGGUGUAGCCAAAACGCUUAUGAUUGCAUUUAUCUGA
Messenger RNA from Bursaphelenchus xylophilus (pine wood nematode), 1257 nucleotides. The record is from the annotation of a GenBank genome assembly. Lineage: Eukaryota; Metazoa; Nematoda; Chromadorea; Rhabditida; Aphelenchoididae.